Messenger RNA from Alosa alosa (allis shad), 4068 nucleotides. It is a transcript of the gene trpm5, whose product is annotated as transient receptor potential cation channel, subfamily M, member 5. The record is from RefSeq and is a predicted model, not a curated record. Gene Ontology annotation, molecular function: ligand-gated calcium channel activity; calcium-activated cation channel activity. Gene Ontology annotation, cellular component: membrane. The transcript is spliced from 26 exons. Lineage: Eukaryota; Metazoa; Chordata; Actinopteri; Clupeiformes; Clupeidae. The coding region runs from base 19 to 3675 and encodes 1218 amino acids. Gene Ontology annotation, biological process: calcium ion transmembrane transport.
AUAUACUGACCUAUCGCAAUGCAAAAUCUGGAUGAAAGUCCCUUGCACCUGUUGCAGCCCCGCAGACAGUGCAUACGAUGUGGAGGAGAGCUGCAGGUCACACAGGCACAGAGCAGGACUCUAUAUAUAUGCAGGUGCUACUCUAGACAUGAGAUGGCUGAGGAGAGACUGGCACUCAGAACUCUAGGCAUGGCGAAAAGGGACAUGCAAGAGAGGGGCCACUGGGCAGCAGGACGGGUUGGGGACAUUGAUUUUGUUGGAUCCAGCCGGACCAGAGGAAAGUUUGUGCGGGUGCGCAGCUCCGCAGAUCCUGCUGAUAUCUAUGAGCUGCUCACAGAGCAGUGGGGGCUUUCCCCACCCCACCUGGUGGUGGCGCUGGUCGGGGGGGACGAGCUGGCCCAGAUGAAGCCAUGGCUGAGGGACACAGUGAGGAAAGGCCUUGUCAAGGCUGCUCAGAGUACAGGUGCAUGGAUACUUACCAGUGGCCUUCGCUUUGGCAUUACCAAACACCUUGGACAGGCUGUGAGGGACCACUCUCUUGCCAGCACAUCCUCUAAAGUGCGUGUUGUGGCUAUAGGCAUUGCACCAUGGACCAUGAUCCAUAACAGAGACAUGCUGGUCACUGCCAGACCAGAUCAUCCAGUCAGCUACCCCACAGAGGACCUGCCACAUGGGGCAGUGUACUCCCUGGACUGCAACCACUCCCAUUUUGUCCUGGUGGAGGAGGAUCCCCAGCAUCCAGGGGCCACCAGUGAGAUGAGAGUCAAGCUCCUCAAGCACAUCUCCCUGCAGCGCACUGGAUAUGGGGGUACAAGCAGUUUUGAGAUCCCAGUGCUGUGUUGGCUAGUUCAUGGAGAGCCAAAGAUCCUCCAGAGAAUGUUCAAAGGCAUUUUAAAUGCAACCCCCUGGUUGAUACUGGCAGGGUCAGGGGGCGUGGCGGACAUCCUCGUGACGCUGAUAAAUAGAGGAUGCUGGGAGGCUGACAUGGUGCAGGAGUUGCUGCAGGACACUUUCCCCAAUGGACAUCACAGCGCUGACAUCACUUCCUGGGUAAAGCUGAUUCAGAAGAUACUGGACCAUGGCCACCUGUUAACUGUGCAUGACCCCGAGCAGGAUAGCUCUGAAUUAGACACUGUCAUUCUCAAAGCCUUGGUGAAGGCUUGCAAAAGUCAAAGUCAGGAAGCUCAGGACUUCCUUGAUGAGUUGAAGUUAGCAGUUGCAUGGAACCGAGUAGACAUUGCCAAGAGUGAAAUCUUCAAUGGAGAUGUGGAGUGGAGGGCUUGUGACUUAGAGGAAGUUAUGAUGGAUGCCCUAGUCAAUGACAAGCCCGACUUUGUGCGGUUGUUUGUGGACAACGGGGUGAACCUGGGGGAGUUCCUGACCUACGGGCGCCUGCAGGAGCUCUACUGCUCCGUGUCGGAGAAGAGCCUGAUCCACUUCCUGCUGCUGAAGAAGCUCCAGGAGAAACAGCUGAUCCUGGCCUCGGCCCGCGUCCCCGGACCCACCUACUCAGAACAGGGUGACCGCCGGACUCGCUUCACCCUCCACGAGGUCUCCAAAGUCCUCAAAGACUUCCUCCAUGACUCCUGCAAAGGCUUCUAUCAGAAGCUGCCAGCUGAGAAAGGAAGCAAAAGUCGCCUCUUUCAAAGUCACAAGAACCUUCCAGAUAUGGAGCAGCGCAGUGAGAACCCCUGGAGAGAUCUUUUCUUGUGGGCUAUCCUGCAGAACCGACAGCAGAUGGCCAACUACUUCUGGGCUAUGGGUCCUGAGGCAGUGGCUGCAGCUUUGGCUGGUUGUAAAAUUAUGAAGGAAAUGGCCCACUUGGAGUCAGAGGCAGAGUCCGCACGAAGUAUGAAGGAGGCCAAAUAUGAGCAGUUUGCACUGGAUCUCUUUAGUGAAUGUUACUCCAAUAGUGAGGACCGUGCCUAUGCUCUGCUGGUGAGAAAAACUCAAUGCUGGAGCAAGUCCACUGUCCUUACGCUGGCAACUGAGGCAGAUGCCAAGUCUUUCUUUGCCCAUGAUGGUGUACAGGCAAUGUUGACUAAGAUCUGGUGGGGAGCCAUGACCACAGAUACGGCCAUCUCCAAACUGGUCCUCUCCUUCUUCUGCCCUCCUCUCAUCUGGACUAAUCUCAUAAAGUUUAGUGAUGACGAACUGCAGAAUCGAGGCCGUGGUGAACAGUUUGGAGAGCUGGACAGCCUGGACACAGAGAAAGCCCUACUUCUGUCAGAUGAGGACCCUCUCAGCGUUGCGGCCGUGGGCGGCCGUAGCACAGAGAGCAGUGGGGCGACCUGGAGUCGCUUCCUCCUGCGCCGCUGGCGUCGAUUCUGGAGCGCGCCCGUCACCGUCUUCCUGGGCAACGUCAUCAUGUACUUUGCUUUCCUGAUCCUCUUCACCUACGUCCUGCUCCUGGACUUCCAGCCCCCGCCCCCCCUCGGCCCCUCGGGGGCAGAGAUCAUGCUCUACUUCUGGGUGUUCACCCUGGUGCUCGAGGAGCUGAGACAGAGCUUCUUCACCGAUGAGGACACCAGCAUCCUGAAAAAGCUGAAGCUCUAUGUUGAAGACAACUGGAACAAAUGUGACAUGGUGGCCAUCAGUCUCUUUGUUGUGGGGGUGUCCUGCAGGAUGGUGAACAGUACAUAUGAUGCAGGGCGGACUGUCCUUGCAUUGGACUUCAUGGUCUUCACUUUAAGACUCAUCCAUAUUUUUGCCAUACACAAGCAGCUUGGGCCCAAGAUCAUCAUUGUUGAGAGAAUGAUGAAGGAUGUGUUCUUCUUCCUCUUCUUCUUGAGUGUGUGGCUGAUAGCCUAUGGUGUAACCACACAAGCUUUGCUCCACCCCAACGACCAUCGCUUGGACUGGAUCUUCAGACGAACACUGUAUCGCCCCUACCUCCACAUCUUUGGUCAGAUACCCUUGGAGGAGAUAGAUGCGGCCCUCAUGCCAGAGACUAACUGCACCACAGACAUAGGGGAGAUCAUUAGAGGCACCCUCCCUCCUUGCCCCAACAUCUAUGCCAACUGGCUGGUCAUACUGCUGCUGGUCAUCUACCUUCUGGUCACUAACGUGCUGCUGCUCAACCUGCUGAUUGCCAUGUUCAGCUACACCUUCCAGGUGGUACAGGGAAACACGGACAUCUUCUGGAAGUUCCAGCGGUACAACCUGAUUGUGGAGUACCACAGCCGCCCUGCGCUGGCCCCUCCCUUCAUCAUCAUCAGCCAUCUAUCCCAGCUGCUCCUCAGCGUGUGCAACAAGACCGAGUCCAAGCAGGAGCAUCUCGAGAGAGAGUUUCCUCCAGUACUGGACCAGAAGCUCAUGACGUGGGAGACUGUCCAGAAGGAGAACUAUUUAGCCAAACUGGAGCGCCAGCACUUGGAGAGCAGUGAGGAGAGACUUAGGAACACAUCCUCCAAAGUGCAGAGUGUACUGAGGACUGUUGAAGCAUUCAAAGAACAGUUCAAACGUCUGUCAUCUAUGGAAGCUCAGGUAAAAUACUGGAUUACUGACUGUUUCGCUCAGAACACCUCUAAAUUGGACAGAGACCCUGCAAAGGAUCCACGUUCUAAGGGUAGCGGCCCCACUGGUCCACAACCACAGCAAAGUGAAACGGUGAAAGAAGAGAGAGGGCACCUGGGAUAUGGUGCCAACAAGAAAUUCCCCUACAUCGAUGAAUAACGGACAGUUUUGGACAGUUCAUGUUGAUGGCAAGGGAUUGCAACUGCAUUUUGGCCACAUUUCCUGACAUACAUGUACAAAGUUGCAUUGGAAUGUGCUGGAAUGCAAUAUUAGUAUACAGAACAUAAUGAAUUUACCAGAAAUCCAUGGCCUUUCACUGCCAAAACACUUAAGUAUGCAUCUAUUACACUUAUAUUGACAGGAGUUGUCGUCGCCUUGAAAAGAGCCUUCUUUACCCAUGCUCACUUAAAGAUGAGGUACUUUAGCACAAAAUGUUUAUGCUGAUGUAUUUGCUAAGGAGAUGAUUUGAUAUGUUUAUAUUGAUAUUUUUUUUCAACAUUCUUAUCUUUUGUUUCUUGAAUAUGAUUUAGUUUAGAUUCAAAUUAAUUUAAA